This is a messenger RNA of Nicotiana tabacum (common tobacco), 864 nucleotides long. NCBI's taxonomy places the organism in Eukaryota, Viridiplantae, Streptophyta, Magnoliopsida, Solanales, Solanaceae. The record is from RefSeq and is a predicted model, not a curated record.
AUGGCCACGAAUCCUCCUCCAUCUGAAGAUUACAUAGACAUUGAAGUGAACUCUAAUUUCUCUUACUUUUCAUGUUCUUCUAUAGUUUCUUCCCCUCAAAAUAGGAAAUUUGAGUUUCAAAUGGCCUCCAUUACAAACGACAAAAAAACCACAACUUCCUCAGCAGAUGAACUCUUCUACAAAGGCAAACUCCUUCCUCUUAACCAAAAAAUACUUCCCAACUCAAAAUAUUCCUUUGAAGAAGAAGAAUGGUUUAGCAUAAACUUGUUAAUCACACCCUCAGGAUCUUGUAGGGUGAGUUUGGAACUUAAUCCAAAUGAUCACUACUUUGAGUUGUCCACUGAUCAACUCAUUAAUAGUCCUAAGAAAGAGUUGUCAAAGACGCUCAAGCUCAUUAAACAAUCUUCACUUAGCCAAAAGAUUAAGGCUUCAAAGACAUAUCUCAAAUCUUUGUUUUGUAAAUCUGCUUCUACAUAUGAGAAUGAUCAGCAAAUUUCAAAUGGUAAUGAUAUGAUCAAGAUGUCCAAGAAAAUCCCAUUGAAAAAUAAUAGAAGAUGCGCAAGUCCAACACUAGCCAGUAUAAUAAAGAAUAUUGACAAGGAAAGAGCAGUGGAUAAUGUUAGUAGUAAUAAUCAUAGCAGGUCAUUCUCAGCAGCAAAAUUCAAGGGGCAAUAUCCAGCAAAAUGUUUGUCUUCCUCUUCAACUAAUUCCUCAUCUGGUGGUUCUACUUCUUUCUCAUCAUCUAAUUGUUUUUUCAACUCCAAUAAUGGCUUUUGUGAGUUGAAUUUACUAAAGAGAAGCAGCAGUUUCACUUCAGAGAUGGGUUCAAUUGAGGCUGCUAUUGCUCAUUGUAAAAAGUCCUAA